GCUGAUGCUACCUCAUAAAUCAAUAACAACAAUAAUAAGGUCUCAAUUAAUUUGUUGUCCUCCAAGAAAAUUCCGACCUGCGAAUUCUUCAACCUUGUUGUUGUUGGAGAAAAUUCAGCUGUGCAGGUCAGUCUGUGAAAUUUCCGUUUCUUGACUCAAAGUGACAUGUGAAGAAGCCAGAAAUAAUCUUACUCUACAUCCAUAAAUGGGAAAAAAUCAUCACAUCGCGAUAUAUACUACUGCAAGCAUUCCUUGGCUAACUGGAACUUCCAUCAAUCCUCUCUUUCGUGCUGCCUAUCUUGCAAAAGAUGGUGAACAAAAGGUCACCUUGGUGAUUCCUUGGCUUCCGUUGAAAGAUCAAGAACAUGUUUUUCCCAGUGGUAUCAAAUUUAAUUCACAUUUGGAGCAGGAAAAGUGUGUCCGCCAGUGGGUGGAAGAGAGGACUGGAUUUGCAACAAAUUUCAGCAUACGUUUUUACCCUGGAAAGUUCUCUCUGGAUAAAAGGAGCAUUCUUGCUUUAGGGGAUAUUACAGUAAUCAUCCCGGAUGAUGAAGCAGAUGUUGCGGUCCUUGAGGAGCCUGAGCAUCUUACAUGGUUUCAUCAUGGAAAGAGAUGGAAAAAGAAAUUUCGUUUGGUUGUAGGAAUUGUUCACACCAAUUACUUGGAAUAUGUUAGGAGAGAAAGGAAUGCUGUGGAGGCAUUUUUCUUAAAACAGAUAAAUAGUUGGGUUGUGGAUCUUUAUUGCCACAAGGUCAUCAGGUUAUCUGCUGCCACCCAAGAUCUGCCAAGAUCCCUGAUCUGUAAUGUGCACGGAGUCAAUCCAAAGUUCCUUCAGAUUGGGAUGAAAACAAUAGAGAAACAGCAAAAGGAUAACCAAGCUUUCAGCAAAGGUGUCUACUACAUUGGUAAGAUGUUGUGGAGUAAAGGCUACAAGGAGCUACUUAGACUCUUACGUGAUCAUCAAAAGGAACUUGCUGGAUUGGAGAUAGAUUUAUACGGUAGCGGUGAGGAUUCUGCUCAAAUUGAGGUGGCUUUUAAGAAGUUGGAAUUGACAGUAGGGGUUCAUCCUGCUCGUGAUCAUGCUGAUCCCUUAUUUCACAACUAUAAAGUGCUUCUUAAUCCAAGCACGACGGAUGUCGUUUGUACAACCACAGCUGAAGCACUAGCUAUGGGCAAAAUAGUUGUAUGUGCCAACCAUCCAUCAAAUGAAUUUUUCAUGCAAUUCCAAAAUUGCAGAACAUAUGAUGAUGGUGAAGGUUUUGUUAAAGCUUCUCUCAAUGCAUUGGCUGACGAGCCUGCUCCACUGGCCGAUAAACAGAGGCAUGAACUUUCUUGGGAAGCAGCAACUGAGCGAUUUCUGAAAUCAGCACAGCUGGACAUCGUGCCAAUAAAGAAAAUAUCAAAGACUAGUUCAAAAUCAUUUCUCUCCGCAUCCUUACGUUUGAACAAAAAACUUGAGGAUGCAUCAGCAUCAGUACAUUUCAUGGGGACUGGAUUUCUGAGUUCACAACCUGAUGAAGAGCAAUGUAAAGAGCUAGGAUUGACCAUUCCUUCAAAGAAAAACAGAUUUUCUUCUGGAAGAUGGAUAUGAGGCAUAGUCUGCAGGCUGGUAUCUUCAAAUCAUGGUGCAAAUUAGCGUUAAUAUCUCUCAUUUUUCGGAAACAGCCUCUCUGCCUUCACAAGGAUAGGGGGUAAGGCUGCGUACAUGCCUCCCUCCGCACACUUAAAUGUUGUUGUAUUUUUGACAGCUAACAAUGUAGUCGUUUCUGUUAAAGUGAAAAGGAUAUGUACCGUUUAGAAUCAACAAUCAUUCAAUUUGUUGUUCUAUUAUAAGAUUUUCGUUAUUGUUGUACAAACUCAUUGGCUUCCCUA
Messenger RNA from Solanum dulcamara, 1872 nucleotides. RefSeq names its product digalactosyldiacylglycerol synthase 2, chloroplastic-like. Lineage: Eukaryota; Viridiplantae; Streptophyta; Magnoliopsida; Solanales; Solanaceae. The transcript has 5 exons. Gene Ontology annotation, biological process: galactolipid biosynthetic process. The coding region runs from base 206 to 1591 and encodes 461 amino acids. Gene Ontology annotation, molecular function: digalactosyldiacylglycerol synthase activity. The record is from RefSeq and is a predicted model, not a curated record. Gene Ontology annotation, cellular component: chloroplast outer membrane.